Pterocles gutturalis (yellow-throated sandgrouse) is the source of this 750-nucleotide messenger RNA. It is a transcript of the gene CLRN1, whose product is annotated as clarin 1. Gene Ontology annotation, biological process: sensory perception of sound; equilibrioception. Bases 1 to 750 code for a protein of 249 amino acids. The record is from RefSeq and is a predicted model, not a curated record. The transcript is spliced from 3 exons. NCBI's taxonomy places the organism in Eukaryota, Metazoa, Chordata, Aves, Pterocliformes, Pteroclidae.
AUGCCAGCCCAGCAGAAGAAGAUCAUCUUUUGCAUCGCCGGGGUGCUGAGCCUUGCCUGCGCGCUGGGGACGGCGGCUGCCAUCAGCACGCAGCGGUGGGUGACGGGGAUCCUCUGCAAGACCGGAGCCCUGCUUGUCAACGCCACUGGCCAGGAGCUGCACAAGUUCAUGGGGCACAUCCAGUACGGGCUGUUCUACGGGGAGCGCGUGCGGCAGUGCGGGCUUGGGGGCAGACCUUCCCAGUUUUCAUUUUUUCCAGAUCUGCUCAAAAUUAUCCCUGCAAGUAUCCAUGUUAGUGUCAUUCUCUUCUCUACGGUACUGGUCGUCUUUGCUCUGGUGGGAACAGGUUUCUUCAUGCUCAAUGCUUUCAGCAGCCCGUACGAAACCCUGCACGGCCCCGUUGGGUUGUACCUCUGGAGCUUCAUCGCCUGUAAGUGUCCCCACCCCGGCCGGCCAGGCUGGCACUGGCCACAUUCGGCUACUGGUUCCUGCGGUUGCCUCAUCAUGAUUCUCUUCUCUUCAGAAGUGAAAAUCCACCACCUUUCCGAGAAAAUUGCUAAUUUCAAAGAGGGAAGCUUUAUAUUCAAGACUCACAGUGAACAGUUUGCAAAUUCCUUCUGGAUCAUCCUCGUUUGCUCCCUGGUGCACUUCCUGAAUGCCUUGUUGAUACGAUUUGCUGGAUUUGAAUUUCCUUUUUCAAAAUCAAAGGAUUCAGGGACAACCACGGGAGCGGUUGACCUGAUGUAUUAG